AUGUUGACAAAUGGUUACCCGGUGUUUGGAGGACGACGAUCAGACGGGAGCGUUCAACUAACUGCCAACGAGGAAGGCGGGACAAGUAAGAGCAGCGACCCAGGCGGGGAGCGAUUAAAAGACGGGGAGUGGCCGAACAUCGCCCGCGGUGCUCGGUUGAGGGAGCAGAACAACAAUGAUAUGCUGAGCGUCGCCUUGCUGUGCGUGUGCGCCGUCGCCCUCGGACGCGUCUCCGCGGGUUCCGACAGCGGCAAUUUUUUGGAUGAUAAGUGGCUCGUCGGAAGAUGGGAUAAAUUCAGAGAUGAGCCAGGAACAUGGAUGCCAUCCAAGCCCUUUGAUCAAGGCCUUGAUCCCACCAAAGACCCAUGUCUGAAGAUCAAAUGUGGCCGCCACAAGGUGUGUGUGGCUGAGGACUAUAAAACAGCCACUUGUGUCAGCCAGAGGCGGGUUAGCUUUAAAGACACCAGUUUGUACCAGAGUCCCGGCUCAAAGUGCAAACCCUGCCCUGUGGUCCACCCUUUCCCUGUUUGUGGAACCGAUGGCCACACCUACUCCACCAAGUGCAAGUUAGAGUACCAGGCAUGCAUCACUGGCAAGAAGAUUGCUGUCAAGUGCGCUGGCAUGUGUCCUUGCCCCGCUCAGCCUGAAGAGAGCUCCACAGAGAGGAAAGUGUGCAGCGAGUUUGAACUCAAGGAGGUAGUGAGCCGACUGAGAGACUGGUUUAGAGUGCUACAUGACAACGGCAACCACAAGAGAGACAAGAUCCAGAAGAACAAAUUUGAGGUCCGGGCAUCACCUGUAUGCAAAGAUCCUUUCGGGUGGAUGUUCUCCCGCCUGGACACAAACUUUGACCUCCAGCUGGACCAAUCAGAGAUCAAGAGCCUCUACCUGGACAGGAACGAGCCUUGCUCCGACGCGUUCUUCAAGUCAUGUGAUACGCAUGCCAACAAAGUUAUUUCCAGCUCUGAGUGGUGCACCUGUUUCCAGAGGUACACAGACUCCCCUUGUAAAGCUGAGCUGUCAACCAUCGGCAAGAAGCAAGUGGGAAAGAAGCUGCUCGGCCAAUAUCUGCCCUCCUGCAGUGAGGACGGUUACUAUCGCUCGCACCAGUGCCACAGCAGCAGCGGCCAGUGCUGGUGCGUGGAUCGCUAUGGCAACGAGCUGGCGGGCUCGCGCACCCAUGGUCCAGCUGACUGCGGUGUGAUUUUAGAAUCUUCCGGAGAUCUCGGUAGCGGAGACUCGCUGAACACCGACGACGAUGACGAUUCCUUCGUCCUCACUGACCAGGCUGGAAUGGAUGAUGAGGAUGAGGAUGACGAGGAUGACGAGGACGACGAAAAGAAAAAAAGAGAAACUGUUUGUUUGGUCAAACUGCACCUUUCUAGGCGACUCCCCAGGCAGAUACUUCAUCGUACUAACAGCCUAAGGACUAAUCUCUGUAUUCUUUGUUUUUAUAUCUAUAUACUUUUAAUUUCAAUUUCUGACUACAAAAUACUGUUGAGUAAUGGCAUUUGUUCCCCUGAGUGGUAUUGCCAACAAUGUCAGCCAAUCCAGCACUUUGGAUGUGUCCACAUGUGCAAAGAGCUCCCCUUUCAUUGGACAUUCAUGUCCUCUAGUGUGUCCUGUCCUUGUACACCACUCUGUGUGUUGAUGCCUGAGGCGCGCUAUUUAAGAGAUUUGCCCCCCCCCCCCCCCCCCUCUUCAUCCCUCUCUCUCCUCCUUAUCUAAUGUUCCUGUGUAUAGGUGGGGAUGUUGAUGAUGUAGAUAAGAGAAUAUUGCACUCUUUAGGUCUCUUUUCGUCUCCAUUCGUAACUUUGACUGUGUGGAAAAACAAGAUAAGGGUCGGAUACGCUUCUUUGUUGGAAGAGUUGAGACAAAAACACGGCGUUAAACGUUGGGAACCUAUAUUUAAAAUCAAAUAAAAAAAAAAAUCAAAUCAUCUCAAAAGGCUCAGCCUAGUGCUUAGAGGGAGGGAAAAAAGCCAGAGGCGUCGAGAGUGAAAAUGAUGAUGUAUUUUUCUAAUCCAUUGUUGGAUGAUUACAGAGGAUUUGUUGUAGCAUGUCCAAACGCCGCGUGACGUUGCAGCAGCCAACUUCAAAAUAGCGUGUACACACUGAAGCACGCCUAGCAACAAAUCACAUAAAAGAUGUUUACUGAGCUUAAACUAAAUAAAAACAUGCUGUACAGUAGAUGUUAUGCAUUUUUAUUUUUGGGAGUUUCAUUCGAUUUGAAAAGAGAAGAAAUGUGUUGUACAGUAAAAGAACCACAGAGCCAUGCGAGGUGAGGGAAAGGUGAAGGUGUGCCUUUUUCAAGCGGGGACAGGUGACGGUCAAAGCAGGUGACGUACGCUUACUGGACUGAACCUGACUUAAGCUGAUCUGAUCGGGAAACUAUGUGAGAGGGACUUUGCUGUCUUGCUUUUCUCUUACUACAGCUGCCGUUCUCCUUUUAUUUUAUUUUUCGUAGGAUCGCAAAGACGAAGAGAAGCACACAAGCUAUUUAGGGACUAAAGAUGUUAGAUUCAACUGGAUUUCCAUGUUUUAUACUGUAUAUUAGUAGGCCUACACUAGGUAGGGAAGAAAAAAAGGUUGGCUUCGACAGCUUGAUAUGGAAACAAGACUUAGUGUUGAUUUGCAUUUGCGCUAGCCAGCUAUAAUAACCGGUAAAUGAGCCUAGAUGCAGAUCUGGGCGAUAUUUGAUCCACCCCGGGUGCUCGCAACCCAUGCUAGCCUACGCCACUCUUCUCAAUUGAUAUUUUUUGUAUCCCACCUGGGAUACAUAGUCGCUCAUGUCUAUUGUCGGUCAAAAUUGGUAUCCCUUUCUUUAAGUAAGUUUUUUUUUUCUAACAAAGCCUCAUUAGUUUUUUUUUAUUUAUUUUUUUACAGCACUUAUCAUAAACAAUUGUAGGGUUUCCACUGUGGGACACAUUGUGGUCAUCUACAACCAUGCAUUUCUAGUCAAACUGUUAGUUUUCUCGACAUUUCUAAAGUGUGCCAUCUAAAGUAACACGUGACCCUAAUAGUUCUAGGUUUGAAUCUCUUAACACGGAAUUCCACUUAACAUCAAGAAAUUCUAAUUAAUAAUUCUACUUGAAACUUGAUAGGGCUUAGCAUUAGACACUGCAGCUAUUUUCAACACUGUCAUCUUGGUUUUGUGUCUAAAGCUUUCUGGCCAUACAGUUUUGUUUUGAUUGUUUUUGUUUUUGUUUUUUUACACUGUGUACCUACGAUUUGUUGAAAUAAAAAGCUGUAUUGACCAAUA
Messenger RNA from Phyllopteryx taeniolatus (common seadragon), 3261 nucleotides. It is a transcript of the gene spock3, whose product is annotated as SPARC (osteonectin), cwcv and kazal like domains proteoglycan 3. Gene Ontology annotation, molecular function: calcium ion binding; protein binding. The transcript has 12 exons. The record is from RefSeq and is a predicted model, not a curated record. NCBI's taxonomy places the organism in Eukaryota, Metazoa, Chordata, Actinopteri, Syngnathiformes, Syngnathidae. Bases 1 to 1728 code for a protein of 575 amino acids.